Spirometra erinaceieuropaei is the source of this 750-nucleotide messenger RNA. Lineage: Eukaryota; Metazoa; Platyhelminthes; Cestoda; Diphyllobothriidea; Diphyllobothriidae. The record is from the annotation of a GenBank genome assembly.
AUGGCCAUCAAAAGUCCUAAAAUGCGUGUUCAGCUUUUCGGAAAGUUCCGCCCCUCCCAGAAGCCUAACUUCGAAGACAGCGAACUGGCAAAACAUAUUCUCAAUCUGUGCGCCCGAACGACGCCAAGCGAGGUCGUUAUCAGCGCGUCGUUCAGUUCUCUCAGACUCAUAUCUGCUGAAAACAAAGUGAUUGGCAGACUCAACUGGUCGCAGGGCGUUCAGGCACUCAAAGUGGACUCCAAAACGAGCACAUUUGCACUCCUCACUGAAACAUCAGAACAAAAGAAGUCCGACUGCUUUGUAAUCAGGCUUCUUGGGCAGGACAGUGAAGCCAGACUCUACAGUGACCUUGUCAGAUGGCAGUUGGACAGCGUUCUUCGGAACUAUGGUGGAAAAAAUGAGGAGUCCCCCAAACAACAAGAGCAGCAGCAGCAGCCUGUAAAAGAAUGGAAAGAAGGACAGAAUAUAUGCAAAUGUGAAUCAGUGUCGCAGAAUAAUUCCGCCGGUGCGGGUCUCCUUGUGCUGGGCCAGGCCAACAAGCGAAUGCCACUAGCUGGAAGCAACAAGGGUUCCAGUUCUGAGGAUGCAAAUUCAGAGGCGCUGAGUAUCAUGAGCACAAAUGUCCCAUCAGUUAAAAACUGCCACAAUCGGCUGCCUCGAAUGGCCGUUCUGAGAGGUGACUUCGAUGAGGACUAUAUCAAAACUGUGGGUGAAAGUCUUGGAAGACGAGCAUAUGGUCCACAAAUCUAA